AGCCUGAACAAUGUGGGCGUUUAUGCUUCCUGAUGACCUUGAUGACCUAUUUAUUUUUUACUUGAUACGAAUCUAUGGUGGAAACAGUCUUGAGUUUGCAAGAAACGAGGAAGUGGUUAUAAUAAUGUAAGUUGCAUAAACACACAGAAGAUAAGUGUAAAGUUGUGGUCAUCAAAAAUAAAGAAGAAGAAGAGGCAGCUGACACCUCGCUGCAGCUCUCUGGAAACACGUUUCACACGUUUGUCAUACUUUGGAGGGUCAAAUAUUUUGGAGUUUGUAUUGUAAGGCAGAGAUGACUUUGGACUAUGAAGACAUCCCUGAUGCUUUGUCCAGGAAGACCAAACUCAUGAGACUGGUUUUGGUUAGCUUCGGACUCCUGUGUGUCCUGCAAGCUGCUCUCAACAUUUCCCUGCGUCUUUCUUUCUAUAGUUAUGGUCGAGGAAUGCAAGAAUUUGAGGGAGAAGAUUUAAAGAGGAAGCUGAGUACUUUUGAUCAUUACUCCCAACAAGGAUGGGUGUAUUUCAACCACAGUUUCUAUUACAUUUCUGCUAUUCGAAAGUCCUGGCAGGAGAGUAGAGACGACUGUCAGCAAAGAAAUGCAGACCUGAUCAUUAUCAACAGCAAAGAUGAACAGGAAUUUGCGAGGCGCUUCAAACAGGCCACAUGGAUUGGACUUACUGACAGAGAGUCAAAUGGGACUUGGAGAUGGGUGGAUGGGACUGCACUGGAGACAAGCUAUUGGCAAGAUGGGGAGCCCAACAAACAUGAAGGAAAAGAUGAAGAUUGUGUAGAAAUAAGGUUUUUUGAAAAGGAAAACAACUGGAAUGAUGUACAAUGUGAACUGCAAAGAUUCUGGAUCUGUGAAAAAGUGAUGGCUCUAUAACUCAUGAGAACCAAAGCCCACAAGAUUGUGAUCGAUAAGCUGCAGGAUGAAGUGCUUAUCAUCAUGUCGAUUGGGACAUUCCGGCUAUGACUUCAUCAUUUCUGAACAACAGCCCAUAAUACGGCUGUGCUGUCUUUAAGUCAGAAGGUGGUGGGUUCAAUCCCAGCCAUGCAGUUAUCAUGUUGAUUUAUCCUAGUGUGUAUUGUGCUGCUUGUUAAAUGUGUUCUCAAACCUGUUACAAAUCACACCUUAAACUCCUGUUACUGAGUAGAUAGUGACAAAACCUUUAAUAGCAACACCAUUUUUUAUGCUAAUAAACAUGUAUAUCUGGCUCUUGAGAGCUCUGAAGUGAAGUGUACGUCUUGUGCCAAUUCCAUCAAUCAAAGUCAAUCAAAGUUUAUUUAUUUAGCCCAAUAUCACAAAUUGUACUUUUGUCUCAGGGGAUUUCAGUUUAUACAGAACAGGAAUACGCCAUAAUUUCCGGUGUUGUAAGCUUAUAAAAUAUGUAUUGAAGAGAGAAGAGUCACUGUGUUUCUCCUUCCACUGUGUAAAACUUGACACAAAGCUUCCAAAUAAAAAUGGGACUGGUCAGAGGAAGUAAAAUAAAAUAUGAUGGCAACUCAAAAAUAUUGUUAAAGACACGUGCACUUGUUGAAACUUUCAGAGCAAUUGAAAGUACAUUUGUUAUAAAUGUUGUCGUAUCCACAGAAUACAAGGCUACCAAGCAAAACCACAUUGUGUGAAAAUUAA
Molecule: messenger RNA, 1633 nt
Organism: Trematomus bernacchii (emerald rockcod)
Lineage: Eukaryota; Metazoa; Chordata; Actinopteri; Perciformes; Nototheniidae
Product: CD209 antigen-like protein E
Exons: 6
Coding region: 293-883 (196 amino acids)
Molecular function (GO): signaling receptor activity
Source: RefSeq, a predicted model, not a curated record